Messenger RNA from Helicoverpa armigera (cotton bollworm), 2088 nucleotides. RefSeq names its product dynein regulatory complex subunit 2. Gene Ontology annotation, cellular component: axonemal dynein complex; axoneme. NCBI's taxonomy places the organism in Eukaryota, Metazoa, Arthropoda, Insecta, Lepidoptera, Noctuidae. Bases 27 to 1661 code for a protein of 544 amino acids. The record is from RefSeq and is a predicted model, not a curated record. The transcript is spliced from 8 exons. Gene Ontology annotation, biological process: cilium-dependent cell motility; regulation of cilium movement; axonemal dynein complex assembly.
CCAGCAAGAUAAACUAAGCCAUCAAAAUGGGCAAGAAGGGCAAAGUGAACAAAUUGGCGAAGAUGUCUGAUGAGGAGAGAGCUCGGUACCUGCAGCAUCGAGCUGAUAUGGAGGAGGAAGCUCGAAGAAGGAAGCAAGAACUUAUCCACAGAUUCAUCAAGAAUAAACUCGAUAAAGAAGAAGCCUACAGUCGUCUGAACACAGCGAAAAUAAAUCAGCAAUGGCGGUUCAUACUGCGCAAGAUAAAAUGCAAACAAAUGGCGACGGAUAUACAGAACAUGCUGCUCAGCUUCAAUUUCCUGUUGGAGCGCAAGAAUCGUCUGCUCACAGCUCUGAUGAAAGCCACAAAUGACUCCGAUGAACAGCAUAGAAGAGCGUUCCAGGCACAUACUGAAAACGUCAGCUAUUUUCUGAACAUAGGAUACCAACGCCUGGAUAAAUUACAAGCUGAAUAUGACCACCAGAAGAACACUCUUCUUGAGAACUGGGACAAAGAGGAGAUGGAACUAGUAGACGGUCAAGACCGAGCCGAGUUUAAGCUGAAGCUGGUCGCAUACAUACAGGACCGAGACUUUCAGAUGUUGAAAAAGGAUAUAGAAACGCAGAGGGCUACUGAAAAGAAUGAUGCCAGACUUGAGCAUGAAGAGGAUCUGCUAAGCUUCUGCACGCCCAAGCAGUUGGUAAUCGAGAUGUACUGGACCAAACUCCGUGAGGUCUACAAGUCCUACCAGGAGGAACAUGAGCCCAUCAUGAGCCACUACCACAGCCUGCGAGAGAAGGACGACUUCUACCAGAAGGAGAUCGCUAAGAACGACUACCAGAUACAACUUGCUAGUGAAAACUUGAUGAACCUGCAACAUGAAUGGCAGAAGACGACGAGCACUAUGACAGACAAACUGACGCGCAUGGCGAGUCGUAAGGAGGAACUGACACGGAAAUAUCUUCAGAUGAAGAGGGACUCCAAGGUGGAGAGCAGCAAAAGUAGCCACGAUCUUAAUAUCAUGGUUAAUGCCAGCCAGGAUGCUAUAAAGCAUCUCGAAGAUAUGUGUGACAAAGUGAACAAAAUACUGCAGCUGGCUGAAAUCUGCAGCAAGUAUGAGCACGAGGGUGACAAGCUCACUGAUGAUGCGGAGUAUGACAUCGAAUCCGUUGACUUCGAACAUCUGGACAAAGAUAUGAUCGUAAGUAACAAAUACUACUUGGACUUACGCAAGCAUCUGACUACCUACUCUACUUUAAUAAAAAGUAUGUUGAUAGCAUGUGCCAUUUGGAACCUUUUUAUUCAUUCACAGAACGAAUGCAAAGAAUACAGCAAAAUGGACAAGUUCCUGCUCAAAGUUAACAGGGCCAAGGUCCAGACUCUUUGCUUGAAGACGGAGAAAGCCAAGUUAGCGAAGGAGAACAUUCAGUUGAAGAACUAUAUCAAGAGAUACUUGACGGACCUGGCGCUGAAGGGCAGAGAUCGGCCAUUAAGCAUGAAGAUAAGGACGGAACCGCCGAAAGUGGAUACCAAGAUCCUGAAUCGUCCAGUAACGUGCAUAGAAGGUGCACUGUCGAACGCAGUGCAGCAUGAGAAGCGUAUGCGUAACAUCGAGCGACGCAACAAGGAUAGCGACAUCAGAGCAUACCCGCGCGUGCAAUGCUGGCUGCAGUCUGCAUAAUACAGGAUCAUGCGUACUUCUUCGUGCCCUGUUCCCAAUUUGAAUGUUAAAAUAUGUUAUGUGCUUUCAAUUAUGUGCGUCAGAUAAUCUAGGUAGUCAAUUAGAUACAAGUUGAAUUUUAUUUUUGAAAAUAAUAAUCAAUCCAUAUUUUAUUAAUAAUUUAAUUUUUGAAUGCAUAACUAGACAUUAAGGGCCUUACUACAAAAACUUUAAACCCUGUUUUACACUUGUCUAAUAAAAUUUUGGCUGCAAAAUGAACCAUAUGUCAACGUCAUAAUUUGACAUUUUUUUAGACAAGGCAUAACCUGACGUUUAAAAGUUUUUGUGGUAAGACGGUAUGUAUUCAGAAGCCUGUCAUUCUGUGUAUAAUAGGUUUAUUUAAGCCAAAAUAUGUGUCAAUAAAAGUUGUCAAUUAUUAAAUCUAAUA